UGAGUCGCCUUCCACGACGGCUGGCGUCGCCAACGCCAUGUGACAUGCAUUGUUCCUCGGGAGCAGCUGCAGUCAAAUCGCAAAACGACCGUUUAUACCUGAACAGGUAAUAUAAGCAACAGGUCAUUUCAUCGGGCGAGGGGAGCUCCGCGGACCGCGCCGUCGAGCGCCUGACUCAUUUCGAGUAGCCGCGCUAGUCGUGUUCUGCCUUUCACGGCGAUCGUGUGUACGUUUAGACUUCGCGCGUCAGUAAGCAACGAGACUUUCACGUGAGCGAUUAUAUCGCUGUUCCGAGUUAUGUGCGCAAACGCACGCUUCAAUAAUCCUCUGAUCAGUCGCUCGUGACAGUGCCAAUGUCUCCUAGCUUAGAGGGGAUCAUGUUUAACAGGAGCACGAACCUGUCAGCGAGGCGACCGUUGCUUGCAGAACCGCAAAAGCCUGUGGUGAUACCACCACGAGCGCCGCCUCGCGACUAUGGUCCGCAACGACCCUUACCAGCACCUCGGAAUAUGCCAGCGAAGUGUCAUUAUGAAUAUAAGGCAGACUGUUGGAAACCUUCGAACGUCGAAAUCGAAAAACGACUUCAAGAGACGAGAGCUCGGGAGAAGAUCGGUUACUUUCAAGAUAAAGUAACCGCUCCGGAGUUAAAUUUAGACCGUAGGGAAGCGGAGUUAGUGUUUAGAUUCGACCCUCACGCGUCCGCGGAAUAUUUAUCGAGUCAGUAUCAAGCUCCUACAGUUCAGUAUGCAAAGCCCCCGACGCCGGCAAACGGGUUUGCUAACCGUCUACCGGAGAGAGACGGGCCUUUUGUAUUCGGAGUCCACAGCCCUAGCCAGUUCCCUCCUUCGCGUCGGGAUGAAGACGAUUAUGAUUAUUCAGAAGUGACUGAAGAAAGCAGUCGGCCUGUGAUACGAGAUGAUGAGUCUGCAGACUUAAAUUGCUGUGAUAAAGUGAAUGAGUGGGCAGUACGGGAUAAAAAAAGUCGGAGGACUUUAAAUCGAAUGUUUCAAAUCAAAGAUAGACGAAAAGUGAAAGGUGGGAAGAAGGAGAAGAUUAAGUGUGUGUUAGUUGGUGAUGGGGCAGUGGGAAAAAGUUCUUUAAUAGCUGCCUAUGCUCAGGACACGUUCCGGGAAGAUUAUCAACCCACUGCAUACGACACAUUCAAUGUUGUGGUGGACGUUGACGAUCGGCCUGUUUGCGUGGAAAUCUGUGAUACUGCGGGUCAGGACUCCAUGUCCGAGCUCCGAGCCCUUUGUUACCCUGGUACGGAUGUGCUUAUGCUGUGCUUCUCCGUUGUGCGACCGGAAACUUUCCGGUCGGUAGCCGAACGGUGGACCCGUGCAGUCGCUAGUGUAGACGCGCCCUUAGUGCUCGUUGGUACGCAGAGCGACAUGGCACUUGAUGGACGAGUUAUACAUACUUUAAAGGCCCGUGGAGAACACGCUGUUACAGAAACGGAAGCUCGAGCUUUAGCCGCAAAAAUUAAUGCAGUAUAUAUAGAAACUUCCGCAAAAACUAGGAAACAGUUAAAGGACGCUUUUGACGCCGCCAUCCUAGCCGGUCUGCCAGUUAUACAACACAAGCGACCUCUUUGGAAGAAGUUAUUAUGUUUGGAAUAAAUAAAAAUAAAAAAACGGAAAUAUGUUAUGUACUUUUCAAUAUAAAAUUAAGAUAACACGCGUAUCAUUAUAAAAUUAAAAAUAUUAAAACAAAAACAACAUCCAAAUAAAUAUGCUUAAGAAUGAUCGACAUUGCAAAUAUAUUUUUUCCAAAGUGUAGAAUAAAAACUCUUAGCGAUUAAGUGUUUAAAUUGUGUAAUGUGCCUUAAAUGACGAAAUUUUUUUAUAAUAAAUUUGAAAAUGUGUCUGUAAUAUGAAUUGUUAAAAUUAAAACCUAACAUGAAUUUUAAAAUAUAUUAUUACUGAUUAUAUGAAUUAAAUGAAUAGUAUAUGAAUUAAUAAAUCGAAAUAUAUUAAUAAUAAUUAAAAAUAAAAGCUGUCUUUUACCUCAAAGUGAUGUACAACUUCGAAUAUCGAGAUUUUAGUCUUUUUUUAAAACGUAUAAAUCACUUAUUGUUAAUAGUAAAUAGAAAUAUAUCAUGUAUUUCAUUAAAUAAACUCAAAAUGAUUUCUUGACGAAUAUUAAAGUUUUCGUUCCGAGAACAAUUUGAAAACAUUUAAGAUUAAUAAUUUCUAUCUUAAUAAAACUUGCCUACUUUCAUUAUUCAAUUUUAAAAAUGUGUUGAGGCUUAAUAUGAAUAAUAUGUAAUAAUGCAAAAUGAAAUAAUCUUUCGUAUUAUAUAGUAUAUGUAAAUCAUGAAGAUCGAUUGUAUAGUAUAAUUAAUUGUAGUUUUAGUGAAUUAUAUUAUCAUUGUUACAUAGUGUGUAUAUAGUAAGCAUGGAUGCAUAUAGUUGUUUUGAUACUCAACAUGAACUGAUAAUUAUAUUUUAAUAUGA
Molecule: messenger RNA, 2456 nt
Organism: Nymphalis io (European peacock)
Lineage: Eukaryota; Metazoa; Arthropoda; Insecta; Lepidoptera; Nymphalidae
Exons: 4
Coding region: 354-1619 (421 amino acids)
Biological process (GO): small GTPase-mediated signal transduction
Molecular function (GO): GTPase activity; GTP binding
Source: RefSeq, a predicted model, not a curated record